Phytophthora nicotianae INRA-310 is the source of this 1488-nucleotide messenger RNA. Its product is annotated as magnesium and cobalt transporter CorA. Gene Ontology annotation, biological process: transmembrane transport; metal ion transport. Lineage: Eukaryota; Oomycota; Peronosporomycetes; Peronosporales; Peronosporaceae. Gene Ontology annotation, molecular function: magnesium ion transmembrane transporter activity; cobalt ion binding; calcium ion binding. The record is from RefSeq and is a predicted model, not a curated record. Bases 77 to 1423 code for a protein of 448 amino acids. The transcript has a single exon. Gene Ontology annotation, cellular component: membrane.
GGUGAGCUGCAGUGAUAUAAAUUUUAAUAAGCUAACUACUAAUUUUUUUAUUUUUGGUCAUGCUUAAGAACACGGGAUGGUGUCGUAUGACGGGUUUCGGCGGGGUUUACAAGCGAUGGGGAUUUCGUGCGAGAAUGAGGACGAGUUCAAGGCCUUUAUCGGCCAGGUAGACGACGAUAAGAGCGGCGGGAUCACAUACGAAGAAUUUCUGUAUGCGAUCCAGGAGAUUAAACUGGCGCAGCUCUUUAGUCCGGACUUUGUGGAGGCUUUGAAUCGAGAGUAUGCUAAAAUGUACGGCUCCAAUGUCCCAGUUGCUAGACUGGGAUCGAUUGAGUACUCGCCUGAUCGCAUCAGAAGUGCGUAUCCAAUUGAAGGGGUGGAGAAGUUCAUGUACUCGAAACGACCGAACUGGGCGAGUGUCCGAUGGAUCAACGUAGAGGGAACGGACCCGCUUAUGAUGCGGAGGUUGGCGGUGCGAUAUCGUCUGCAUCCCCUUGCAGUGGAAGAUACACUGGAUUCCGAUAUUGAACGACCAAAGUACGAACACUACGACGAGCACUCGUCGCUGGUGCUUCAAACGGUUCAUGCGCGUGAUUUAGAGAAGACUUUGGAGUAUCAGAGCAUGUAUCGCGCCUCACUGUAUGUUCGAGAUGAUAAGGUCUCGCCUUUCGAAAAGAUGAGCAAAGCUGAACUGGAGAAACGACUCGACGAACUGGCCAUGGGGCGUAUUAUGGCUCCACCGGAACAACUGAGUCUGUAUAUUAUGGAUAAUGUGGUUAUUAGUGUGCAAGAGUCUGCGAGUACUUUGUGGCCAACGUUGAAGCAGCGACUGCAUACUUCGUACUCCAAAGUUCGACAGAACGGCACGGCUUUCCUGGUGUAUUCCAUCGUGGACGUGUGCAUUGAUGAGCUGUCGCCUAUUGCACACACGUAUGGAGCCAAGGUUGCGAUGCUAUCUCGCCUUCUACGUCACGAUCCACGCAACUUCGAUGUUGAUCGUCUAGCGAAAUGUUCGAAGGAAAUCAAGGGGCUCAAAUUAUUGUGCAAACCACUGCGUGAAAUGAUCACGCAGCUCAUGGAGUCGAACGACUUUGAGGGCGAGACGUUGAGAUACUUCCGAGAUGUUCAAGACCACGUGACAGUCAUCGACGAGACUUGUGAUCGCCUUCUGGAUCGAUGUCAUAGUCUAGUGAAUGAUUUCCACAACGCCCGACAUGCCCAACAGAACGAAGUGAGCUACACACUGACACUCGUGGCAACCGUGUUUCUGCCGGCGCAGUUCCUCACUGGUCUGUACGGAAUGAACUUCGUCAACAUGCCGGAGCUGCAGUAUGAACACGGAUACAUGAUCUGGUGGGGUGUCGUGUCGACCAUCGCCACCGGGACGGUAACAUACUUUAAGUUCUACAAGAAAUGGCUGUAGGUAUCCGCAAGGUCUAACGGAUCUUGCAAGUAAAGUUUGAAAAAUGAAGAUUGGUGCUUCCCAAC